Melanotaenia boesemani (Boeseman's rainbowfish) is the source of this 4241-nucleotide messenger RNA. It is a transcript of the gene socs6a, whose product is annotated as suppressor of cytokine signaling 6. Gene Ontology annotation, molecular function: 1-phosphatidylinositol-3-kinase regulator activity. The transcript is spliced from 3 exons. The coding region runs from base 425 to 2035 and encodes 536 amino acids. Gene Ontology annotation, cellular component: phosphatidylinositol 3-kinase complex. The record is from RefSeq and is a predicted model, not a curated record. Gene Ontology annotation, biological process: protein ubiquitination; phosphatidylinositol phosphate biosynthetic process; intracellular signal transduction. Lineage: Eukaryota; Metazoa; Chordata; Actinopteri; Atheriniformes; Melanotaeniidae.
CUGAUUCGCUGCAUGUGAAUGUACUCUGCUCCCACAAUUCAACAGGCAACAAAGGAAGAAAGGAAGAGGCCGUGAGCUACAAAGUGUUAGCCAACCUAGGUUGAAAGAUGUCGCGUUAAUGUGUCAUUGUAGCCGUCAAUAUACUCCUGUAUGACAAUAGAAGUAUCAAUUCCGCCCAUAUCAACACUUUAUGGGUUUGUUUUGGCACAAGAGCGGACAAAAGUGAAGCAGCAAAUGAAAUGUGGUGGAUGUGGAACUUGACCCAAGCAACUGAGUCACCGUUUUCCAGCAGAUAAUGGGUUUAAUGGCUCCACUGUUCGCAUGUCAUGUUUGGUGUGGCUGGAUGGGAGGACAUUGUGGAUAGUACUUUCAUCAGGAUACCAGGAGAGCCAACCCAUGCCCCGAUUUUGGAGGGCCUGUCAGAAUGAAGAAGAUAAGCCUUAAGACCAUCCGCAAGUCCCUAAACAUAAAGGGCAAAGAGGAGGGUGACUUUGUCAUGCUCCAGCAGCCUUCUUCAGUGACUACAGAGUUUUCUAAGGACGAAUCACUUUUUGGAGGCUGCUACACCAAAGACCUUUCAGGCUGUGAUUUUGGUGGUGAGGAUGAGAAAGGAGGUCAGAACAAGAGUCGAUCAAAGAGUGAGGGUCUGAUGGGGUCACUGAAGAGGAGGCUGUCUGCCAAGCAGAAGGCAAAAGUAAAAGGCGGCUCUUCUGCUAUAUGUUCUGUAGAUGAUGACGACACCUUCUCAUCCUCCUCUGUGCCCAUAAGCUUCAAUGAGGUGAAAGCCCAGAGACCCCUUAGAUCUUCUUCCUUACGUAUUCACCAUUAUAGCCCCUCGCCUUGGCCUCUGCGGUCAGUCAACUCUGAUGAGGCGUGCAUCAAGAUGGAGGUAAAGGUUAAAGCCAUGGUUCACUCUCCUUCCCCAAGCCCCAACUUAAAUGGUGUCCGGAAAGAUUUUCAAAACUUCCAGAUGGAAGGGCUUUUUCAGGACGAAGCUGAGUCCUUAAAAAAUCUUCAGCAGAGACAGAAUGGUGAGCUGCAUCUAAACAUUAAUGAAAAUGACGUGCCUGUGGUGCUGGGGUUCACACCCCAGGACUAUAUCCCCUACACAAUGCCUUUAGAUGAGGGAAUGUACCCAGAAGGGUCCCACUCCUGCCUAGACAGCUCUACUCCCAUGGAGGUGGUGACGGAGGCAGACAGUGGGUCUCUCCACACAGACCAGGGACAGGAUGAACAUGAACUGAUUAGUGGGAUGUCUCUGGAUCCCUUCAUGGACACCUCAGUUAAUAGUAUUCUUAUUGGUUCUGCUGGUAUGAUGCUCCAAAGUUCAAGAGUAGAGGUCCCACCUCCCCUCUCACCACUCCUGCCACCCAUGACAAGUAAUGGGCAUAUCCCAAGAACAUUUUCAGGUUUCAGCUCCUCCGAUAGCCAAGUAGCCGAGAGAGUUAGACACCACCUCAACUUUGACCCAAAUUCAGCUCCCGGGGUCAGUCGGGUGUACGACUCAGUCCAGAGCAGCGGGCCCAUGGUCGUCACCAGCCUAACAGAGGAGCUGAAGAAGCUUGCAAGACAGGGAUGGUACUGGGGUCCCAUCACACGGUGGGAGGCAGAAGAAAAGUUGAUCAACUUGGCUGAUGGUUCAUUCCUGGUCAGAGACAGUUCGGAUGACAGGUACCUGCUCAGCCUGAGUUUCAGGUCACAAGGCAAAACUCUCCACACCCGCAUCGAACACUCUAACGGACGCUUCAGCUUCUACGAACAGCCUGAUGUGGAGGGACACACAUCAAUUGUUGAUUUAAUUGAACACUCUAUCAAAGACUCAGAGAACGGAGCUUUUUGUUAUUCUAGGUCUCGCCUACCAGGGUCUGCAACAUACCCUGUCAGACUAACCAACCCAGUAUCUCGGUUUAUGCAAGUGCGCUCCCUGCAGUAUCUUUGCCGCUUUGUCAUUAGGCAGUACACACGGAUAGACCUGAUCCAAAAACUGCCUUUACCUAACAAGAUGAAAGAUUAUCUGCAGGAGAAGCACUACUGAGGACACACAGACAGGACAGUGGUAGCAAUUUGCACUUUUGUGUUCAGUUAAGAGAUUUAAACAAGGUUUACAGACAACCACAGUUUUGAGAUGAUCAGUUCUGGUAGCUCUUGUGUCCAGGUGACCCUGUCACUGUCCAGUCCUCCAUUCCACUGUGUGGUUUUCCGCUGGUUUUUAGAGGCUCUACUUCCAUUAAUAAAGGCCAGCUCAAAAUCUAUUGCAGAAAUAUAGCAGAGGUGUACAGCCAGGUAAUCUCAGUUCAGUCCGUUAAGUGCAAACAUGAAGAACUUUUGUGUGGUUAUUUAUACUAUUCAGCUGUGCAAGUAGAUUUUCAUAAAUUAACUAUCUGCAUUCAAGUUGGGCCAGUUGGAAAUGAAAACGCCUCUGAAUUUGAGAAGUAAAUUUUUUAUCCAUUAAAUUGUACAUUUAGUUAUAGCGUGAAGAUGGAUGGUAUUGCUACAUCUGAUAUAAAAGUUUUUGCAGGCUGACCAGUUUUGAACAUCUUUUGUUUUAAUUUUCUAAAUGUUUUCAGACUGCAGAGUAGACAUGUCAUUUAUUAUCUCUAAUUAUCUCCAUUAAAGUUACGUAAUCACAAAUGUGAUAUAGAUACCCAUUUCUUUUUAUCCUAUUUGACAAAUGUCUAUAUACUUUAGUAUUAGAGUGGUGCUUUUGUUUUUUUAAAUAUAAAUUUUGUUUUUUAUAGCCACACCUAUCCACAAACAUAGACAUUAAAGGACUUGGAUGUUUGCUGGUUAAAAAUGCUAAUUAACUAACCAAAGCACCAUUUCAGGCAGUUUAGACUAAAUUUGAUCUCAAAAGAUGUCCAAAAUUUGCCAGUGCCUGAUCCUUUUAACAGUUUGGUCAGAGAAGUAGCUUUAAAUUUAUGGCUGCAUUAAUACAUUAGACAUCAUUUAAGCCUGAAGGUACUGAUAAUGCUGGAUUAUAAUCUUGUGCUGUUUGUAGAAAUGAAAUCAACUUAAUGUAAAAACCUUUUUUUUUCAAAAUGAGCUAACAUAAAACUUUCAAUUUUCUGCAUUAGGAAUGUUACAGGAAUGUGCACCUCAACUCAGGCCCAACAACCGUUUCACAAUCUGUACUGCUUGUAUCUGCAUGUAGUAAAGGCUUUAAGACUGUAGAGUAACUCUGGGUGAGAGAUGAUGUCAAGGCAAAAGGCGGAGAGGUUCUGGCUGUGAUGUUAACGCACGGCUCUGAGUAAAAGCUUGUUAAAUGCACAGCUGCAUUUACCUUUGGCAGUCCGUACGGAAACAACAGGGACAUUGUUACUUAAUGCCAGCAACAAACUGGACCCAGAUGAAAGAAAUCCCAAAGAUGUUAUUAGCCUAUGUAAACAGACCUGGGAAAGCCUGGGUCGAGGAGUCCUCUCAAUCUUUGAGUGAUGUCAGUAUCCAGCAUAUGACAACUAUUCAAACACAGCUGCAUGUCACCAUUAGUGUUAUAUGGGCUUUAAGGACAUAAUUUUUUAUUCGUAUGGUUUUUCAUUUUGGCCAUCACAUGCAUCUUUACAUUGUCCUCAGUCUCCACAGAGCUGCACUACCCCACAUAUUAUCUCUCUACUGGGCCGCUUUGUGCCGAGGUAAAGGGAACAGCACACAGUAUGCUACGCAAGUGCUUUAUAUGGAUACUUGACAGGGAAUUGUGUUUUCACAUUAUGAAUGAGCAUCCUUUUAGACAUCAGUGUCCUUAAAAGUAUUUGGGAAAUGGUCUUGGGGAACUUCGGUAAGUUGUUGAAGCUUAGUUGUAGUCGUAGAUAGCUGGAAAUGUUGGCAUCCGAGGGAGUUGGCCUCAAUCUGGCACAGCAGAAUUAGAUAGGAACUUUUGAAUGGUGUUGCAUGUUUAAAGACUUAGACUUUUGAAGCUUUGAGUUGUAUAGGAAUGAAGGAUUUAAGUUGUGUGUUUGGCUGUUAGAGAGAUGUUUUUUAUGUCACAAACAUGGGCUGGACAUUCUAUGUACAAGUAAUGUAUUUUUCCUUUUUAGAUUUCCUGAGUGAUACUUUUUUGUUUUGUGACGUUUGCCAUCUGAGGGAUUGGGAUGUACAAAAGGAAUGUACGCUUGUUUGAGGUAUCCAUUUUAUCUGCCUACAGACCAGUUUCAGAAAGCACGUGGAACAUUAAAAAAUAAAGGUUUAAAAAAAAAAAAAAAAAAAAUACAGUCACACUAUUUGCACUUGAACAUUCUUGACAUGCU